This is a messenger RNA of Hydatigera taeniaeformis, 270 nucleotides long. The record is from the annotation of a GenBank genome assembly. NCBI's taxonomy places the organism in Eukaryota, Metazoa, Platyhelminthes, Cestoda, Cyclophyllidea, Taeniidae.
AUGUUCGCCUUCCGUCCCUAUCCGCUUACUCUCCUCCCUCCUUUCCUCUCCUCUCACCACCCUCCUCCAACCGCCCUCCCUCCCUCCCUUCCUCUUCCACCCCUCUCACCACCCUCCUCCACCCACGUCACCUCACACAAAAACCUUCCCUCCUCCGUCCUCCGUUUCGACCUCCUCUUCCUCCACCUCUGCCUCUGUGCGGCUACUGCUUCGACAUCAUCCUCACCAAGCCGUCCUCAAUAUGCCGCCUCCUGCAUCCGCACCCGGUAA